UUCUUAGGGCAUUAAAAUGGAGUGAGGAGUAGAAAAGAAAAUUUUAUCCCCAUCUCAGGCUCCUAUUAAUGAGAAAUUAAUGCUGUAUCCCUAUCCCUAUAGGCUAAGGCAUUGUUUCCAUAAGAAUCCCUUAAAAGCGUUCUUCUGGGGCAUUUGGUAGAAGAGGAAUGUGUUAUGCCAGCAGCAUUCAGCUCAAGCCAGCACACAUUUAAAGAUGCCCAGAUAUACCCCAAAGCUGGCCCUCCUGCCUCUGCCAUGGCCUCAUCAGUUUCUUGGGGUUCUUGCUGCUGAUGAUCACCUUCCCCAUUUCUGGCUGGUUUGCCCUGAAGAUCGUGCCCACCUAUGAGCGGAUGAUUGUGUUUCGACUGGGCCGGAUCCGCACCCCCCAGGGACCUGGCAUGGUUCUGCUCCUGCCCUUCAUUGACUCCUUUCAGAGAGUGGAUCUGAGGACACGAGCCUUCAAUGUCCCUCCUUGCAAGUUGGCCUCUAAGGAUGGGGCUGUGCUGUCUGUGGGGGCUGAUGUCCAGUUCCGUAUCUGGGACCCAGUGCUGUCGGUGAUGACUGUAAAGGACCUAAAUACAGCCACGCGCAUGACAGCCCAGAAUGCCAUGACCAAGGCCCUGCUCAGAAGGCCGCUGCGGGAGAUUCAGAUGGAGAAGCUCAAGAUCAGCGACCAGCUCCUGCUGGAGAUCAACGAUGUGACCAGGGCCUGGGGGCUAGAGGUGGACCGCGUGGAGCUGGCAGUGGAGGCCGUGCUACAGCAGCCCCAGGACAGCCCAGCUGGGUCCAGCCUGGACAGCACCCUCCAGCAGCUGGCCCUCCACUUGCUGGGAGGGGGCAUGAACUCAGUGGCAGGAGGUACUCCAUCUGCUGGGCCAGCACUUUUGGCCACCCCAGCAGAUACUCUGGAGAUGGUGAGCGAAGUGGAGCUACCUGCAUCUCAGGGCCUGAAGCAGCCUGUGGCCGAGGGGCUGCUGACUGCUCUGGAGCCUUUCCUGUCUGAAGUGCUGGUCAGCCAGGUUGGGGCCUGCUACCAGUUCAAUGUCAUCCUUCCCAGUGGCACCCAGAACAUCUACUUCCUGGAUCUCACCACAGGGCGAGGCAGGGUGGGACAUGGGGUUCCUGAAGGUGUCCCCGACGUGGUGGUGGAGAUGGCUGAGGCAGACCUGCGGGCUCUGUUGUGCAGGGAGCUGCGGCCCCUGGGGGCCUACAUGAGUGGGCGACUGAAGGUGAAGGGCGACCUGGCAGUGGCCAUGAAGCUGGAGGCAGUCCUAAGGGCCCUGAAGUAGCAGCCCUGGCUGACCAUCCAUUGCCCAGCCUCAAGUCUGGCACUAAGCUAGGGGGCUUCUUGAAGGAGGAGGUGUUGAUCUGCACUGUAGAAAGUUGAGGCCCUGAAGAGUUUCAGGGCCAACCAGGAGCCCAUGGAUGGAGGCUGGGGGCCAGCAGCAGCUGGGAGUUCCUGCCUGCAGUGGUUAUUUGACAGGCCUUUGCCCCCACCAAGUGCCCAGCCCUGAGCUGGCUACACAGAGUAAGGACAGGAGAGCCAGGACUGCCCUGUCCAGCCGACUCCCUGACAGGAGAGCCAGGACACACAGAACCAGCCUGAUGGCAGCUGGUGUGGUACCUAUGUGAAGGAUCAAAGUGCAUGGCUCAGGCUACAAGCUGAGGGGAUCUAAGAGGGUGGGGGAGGGAGAGGGAAGGCAACUCCCUGUAAGAGGCCCCUGCAACAGGACUGGGCUGGGCCCACCUUCCUGAUUGCAGUCUAGGCCAAGCUGGUGGGGGAGGGCAUGGGACUGCAGGGCCUGCAGCUUCUAUGGCCCCACUCCUGAAGACACCUUGAUUCAUCUGCCAGCUCCAUCCUGCAUGCCUGAUGAGCUGGGCCAGGGCAGCAUGCAGGAGAGCCCUGCUGUUCCUGUACGUCUUACUAGAGGUUUAAAAGACUCUGACAAAUAAAUGUGGUGUUUCCAAUGUGGAGCAGAGAAGAAGUGAAGUGUGGCUAUGGGGGUAUAGGGUGGGCUAGGAGGGCUGCAAGGUGAUGCCCCUCUGCUACCAGCCCAGGAAGGACCUAGGCCCUGGAGGCUGACCUAGAGUGUCUGGAUACCUGUAGUUCUUCCUCCUGAGUCUCAAAGCCCCAAUAUGCGGGGCCCAGGGCUUCUUUCUGUUCUUUAUAUUUGGGGAUACAGGUUGAUCAGGAAAGAGGGGCGUGGUUCUACAAACAUUAACUUGAUACAGGACAAGGUGAGGGGCUCAUCACAUUCAAGAGGGGAGUUGGGGCACUGCCAACUGCUGCCCAACUUCUCUGCUGAAGAGAAGGAAACAGGCAACCAGUCCUGGCCCUGGCCCAGCCAGCUUUGUGCUCCAGUGCUCCAGCUCACAGAGAAGGGGCCUCUGACUCUCCAGUGCUAAGAAACGAAUCUCGCUUCCUGGACAGACUUGUAGGGGGAAAACCAAAACCAAACUGCAAAAACCAGAGCUGCCUCCUUGAGGAACAGCCUUCAGCUUGUCCUCUGGCACCAGGCCUUUCCUUUGGGGCCCUUUCCUUUGGGGCCCUUUUCUUUGGCACCAGGGCCCAUCCAGUUUGCCCCUCUCCCUGCUGGUGCCAGACACUUCCUUGGCGGGCCUUCUGCCUGGCCUGGGGUGCCUUCUUCAAGUCUAGCAUGUCCCUUACAGCUGCAGUCAUGGAACUUGGAUCUCAGCUGCGGGGCCCUCCUCAGCCCCAGCCUGCCGCUCCUGGCUACCCCUCUCUGCUCACCUAGAGGCCUCUCGUGGGCCUGUCCAAGGCUCUCCUUCUAGGACUCAGUUCCAAAGUCCCCACUGGCCACACUGCUGCCCCCGAAGCCCAGCAGGGCUGCUCCUCUGCCUCUGCCUGUCUCCCCUCUUUCAACUGUCACUGCCUAUUCCCCACUGUCUGCUGCUGUACCUUUUUGCUGGGACGUGAGCUCCAAGUAAGCACAAUUCACCCGCAGAUGCCUCCAUGGCUGCUACACAUGUAAUGGCAAGUGCCCUGGGAGUACCAGGCAUCUUCACCAUGGAAGCUGGCACUAUCUCUUGGCAGGGACCAGGGGGAGCAGUGAGGAAAAUGAGAUCAUGACUUGAGAGAAACUGAAACUCCUCAGGUUUUCUCCAUGGGUGUGGGAAGAUCAACAAAUUUUAGGGGAAACCGAAACUUUUCCAGAUGUCUAGGUGGAGGGCAAGGCCUGCCACCACCAGCCACGGCUCCACCCUGUGAAAGGAGGCAAGGCCAGCACUAUAGGAACAGGAGCCUGAGGUUCAAAGGCCCCUGGGCUAGGAGGACCAAGCAGACCUUGCAAUCCACACGUGAGGGAGGGCCAAGGCCACCUAAAUGGCUUCCCUGAGGAGGCCAGGCCUGAGACUGCUGCCAUGUGGACCUUGAGAAGAGAUGGGAAAUUCACCCUGCAGAGGGGAAGUCCCUGGCAGAGCACAGAUGGAAAAAGCAGGCUGGCACUUCUGGGGAACUGAAACCAAAAGUAAGAGAGGUUGUGUGCAGGGACUUUGUAGGGGAUGCAUAGAAACAGUAAUUACCCUGUUUAUGUGCUGAAUAUGUCCCUAUACUGGACUAGGCACUUGAUACAUUUUCCUUCAAAUAACUUGGAUGAUGAUCCACUAUUCUAGUUAAUGUACCAACAUAUAAUAUGCUAUUUUAUUUUCAUUUUUAGCACCACUGGGGAUUGACCCCAGGGGCACUUUACCACUGAGCUGCAUCCCCAGCCCUUUUUAUUUUUGGAGUUAGGCUCUUGCCCUGGUUGACCUUGAACUUUCAGCCCUCCUACUUCAGCCUACCCAGUACCUGGGAUAAACAGGCCUGGCUUUGAUGUUUAUUUUAUUUUAUAAAUUAAAAAAAAAAGUUUUUAGUUGUAGAUGGACACAAUAUCUUUAUUUAUUUAGUUAGUUUUUACAUGAACUGAGGAUUGAAGCCAGUGCCUCACACGUGCCAGGCAAGUGCUCUACCUCUGAGCUACAACCCCAGCCUUUGUUGUUAAUUUUAAAUAAGUAUUUUCAUUUUGGAUAGGUAACACAUUCACAUGAUUCAAAAAUUAAAAGAAUUGUCCCUCACACACAACUCUAUACUCUUCCCCACACCUUUUUCAUAUGGAUUUUCCCCGAUAUUAGUUUCUUGGUGGUUCUUUCAGGUUUUUGUUUUUUUUUUAUUAUUAUUUUGUUUUGUUUUAACCAGGAAUUGAACCCAAGGGUGCUCAACCACUAAGCCACAUCCUCAGUCCUUUUCAUAUUUUUUAAAUUGUGAGACAGGUCUGGCUGUAUGACCUAGAGCCUUGCUAAGUUUCUGAGGCUGGCUUUGAAUUUGUGAUCCCCCUGCCUCAGCCUCCUGAGCUGCUGGAAUUAUAGGCGUGCACCAUUAUACCCAGCUUAUUUUUUAUUCUGAGACAGGGUCUUGCUAAAUUGUUUUCGGCCAUUCUCUUGCCUCAGCCUUGGGAAUAAUUGGGAUUACAGGAGUGUGCCACCUGAGCCUGGUUUGGUUGGUUGGUUGGUUUUUGGCACUAGAGAUUGAACUCCAGAGGUACUUAACCACUGAGACACAUCCCCAGCCCUUUUUUUGUAUUUUAUUUGGAGACAAGGUCUUACUACAUUAUUUAGGGCCUCACUAAAUUGCUGAGGCUGCCUUUAAACUUUUGAUCCUCCUGCUUCAGCUUCCAGAAUGACUGGGAUUACGUGCUGGGUCACUGCAGUUUGUUUUUACAUACAGUACCUAAGAAAAUCCAAACAGACAUCCCUCUGGGCUUUUGUUGAUGCUGUUUUUACACAAAUUGCAGCAUACCAAACAUAAUGCUUGUUUGUACAUCUAACAUUACCCUUGAAAAUCUUUUCAUAUUAGCACACACAGACUUUCCUGAUUCUUUUCUGUAGUUACACAGGAUUCCAUUGUGUGGAUGUGUCAUUUAUUUAACCUGUCCUAUAUCUGGGGACAAUUGGCUCAUUCUUGCUUUGUGUUACUUUGAACAUUGUUGCAGUCCCUAACCUUUAACAGGUAGUUUCACCUAUGGUUGACUUUAUCUGUAGGAUGAAAUCCUAGAAAUGAAACUGCUGGGUCAAAGUAUUUGUAGUUUAAUAAAUAUUGCCAAAAUCCCCUCGUUAGGAAUUAUACCCAUCAUAAGUGAUUGAGAGUAUUUUUUUUCUCAUAACCAUGUCAACACUGUGUUAAUAAACUUUUGGGAUUUUUUUGGGGGGGGCAGUCUGGUAAGUGAAUAAAUGGAGUCUUGGUUUAGUUUUUUGUUUAUUGUUCAAUUGUUUGUUACAUUUUAACAGUUGGGGGCUGGCAGAGCCUGAGGCAGGAGGAUCCCAAGUUUGAGGCUAGCUCUUGAACUUAGUAAGUCCCUGUUGCAAAAUAAAAAGGGAUAGGGAUAUAGCUCAGUAGCUUCUGGGUUCAAUCCUCAGUGCCAAAAAAAAAAAGAGUUGGCUUUCCAGUCCCAGAAAAAAUGUAGCAUAUAUUUACUAUUUUUAAAGAAGGUAAAAUUUACAUGUAAUAAAAUGUGUCAUUUGACGUGUUUUGACAAAUGUGAACACCUGGGUAACUGCCAUGCACUACAGUGAGACAGAACAUUCCCAUCCACUAAAGUUCCCCCUUGUCCCUGAGGGCCUGGAUAGUCCCAGCCCCAGGUGAUCACUGAUCUGCUUUCUGUAACUAUUGAUUAUCUUUGCCUUUCUAGAAUGUCAUAAAUGAAACCAUAUAGUAUGUA
This is a messenger RNA of Marmota monax (woodchuck), 5714 nucleotides long. It is a transcript of the gene Stoml1, whose product is annotated as stomatin like 1. Gene Ontology annotation, cellular component: plasma membrane. The record is from RefSeq and is a predicted model, not a curated record. NCBI's taxonomy places the organism in Eukaryota, Metazoa, Chordata, Mammalia, Rodentia, Sciuridae. The transcript is spliced from 7 exons. The coding region runs from base 291 to 1289 and encodes 332 amino acids.